AUGGUUUUGUACUCACUUGUACAAGUCAUAACUCUUGCCAUUUUAUAUACUGCCUGUUGCUCUCCAGCAACAGCCAUCAGAGACGCUUCUUAUGGUUAUUUUAGCAUCGAUUUGAUCCACCGUGAUUCCGUGAAAUCUCCUUUUUAUGAUCCUUCUAUGCCUUAUUCCAAACGCAUUGGCCAUGCUUUGCAACGCUCUUUCAUUAACGCUAAACGCGUGAAUGAAAACCGUGGUCUAAAACGACCAAAGUACCAGACCGAGAUAAUCCCUGACCACGGGGAAUAUCUCUUAAACAUUUCCUAUGGAAAUCCACCACAUCAAGUCUUGGCAAUCGCCGAUACUGGUAGUGAUUUGUCGUGGAUACAAUGUGAACCUUGUAUUAAAUGCUACAAGCACAAAGCCAAACUUUUUAACCCGAAAACAUCAUCAACUUAUCGACCCAUUGAUUGCAAAUCAAAAGCGUGCAUGGAGCUAUCCUUGCCCGAAACAAGUUGCUCUUUAACGAAAUCUUGUCAGUUUUUUGAAAGCUACGCUGAUGGAUCUUUCAGCAAUGGCACUGUCUCCAGAGAGACAGUGACGUUAGGGGACCAAGUCCUCCCAAAUAUGAUUUUUGGUUGCGGGUUUAGUAAUGGGGGUAUUUUUAGAGAAACAUGGGGUGGGAUAAUUGGCCUUGGUGGUGGCGACUACUCUCUAGUGUCACAAAUAAAUACUUUUGUACCCGAUAAAUUUUCAUAUUGUCUCAUUCCAUUCCCAAAACCAGAUGACUCGACCGAAAAAUCUAGUAAAAUGAUAUUUGGUAAUAUUGAUAUUGGCCCCGGUUUUGUUUCCACUCCACUUGUCCCAAAACUCCCAAAAACGUAUUAUUAUGUCACGUUAGAAGGGGUUAGUGUCAAUGAUGAGCGGUUUGAUAUUCGCGACAACUCAAGUUCCCAAACUUCGUUGCCAAAAGGAAACAUGAUCGUUGAUUCAGGAACAACGUUAACAAUGUUGCCUCGUAACAUUUACCAUGAAGUCAAGGCAGCCGUGAAGAACGCUGUUAAUUUGAGAACGAUGAAGGACCCUCAAAAGUCUUUGAACUUGUGUUAUCGUGCUACAAAAGUGACUAAUGUGCCUAAAGUCACUAUGCACUUUGAUGGGGCGGAUGUUGAGUUGGGGAAGGACAAUAUAUUUGUGACUGUUAGUAAGCAUAUUAUAUGCUUAGCAUUUGGGCCAACUACAGAUCUGGCGAUAUAUGGGAAUUUGGCUCAAAUGAAUUUUUUUGUAGGUUACGAUCUACAAAACAAAAUGGUGUCCUUUAAGCCUACUGAUUGUGAAAAGUUUUAA
Erigeron canadensis is the source of this 1323-nucleotide messenger RNA. Its product is annotated as aspartic proteinase CDR1-like. Gene Ontology annotation, biological process: proteolysis. Lineage: Eukaryota; Viridiplantae; Streptophyta; Magnoliopsida; Asterales; Asteraceae. Gene Ontology annotation, cellular component: extracellular region. The record is from RefSeq and is a predicted model, not a curated record. Bases 1 to 1323 code for a protein of 440 amino acids. Gene Ontology annotation, molecular function: aspartic-type endopeptidase activity. The transcript has a single exon.